CAACCAACGCAUGGGGGUUGCUGUGAAAACAAACAGUCCAAGUUGAGAAGCUGUGGUGUGACUGCUAACUUUUGACCCCCUGGCCAAACACAAUGAAUGAUUCAAUCCAGAAAAUGGAGUCCAGAGGGAAUGCUGCCUUACAUUGUUACUUGUCUUCCCUUAGAGUUGUGAUCGCAUAGGUCUUAGUUCUUUGUUAGUUUGUGGAGUGAUGCAGUAUUGUGAUUCCCUCCUUUGGUGUGACUUCAGUGUGUUGAGUGUGGGCGUGAGUGUUUAAGUUUGCUUUAUCUUUAAAGUCAGGGCCUGAGCUGCCUCGAUAGAGGUGUUCCAGCUGGACACUAGUCCUUCCAACGGUCACUUGUUGUUUUUACUUUUUUAUUUUUGAGGCUAUGCUAGGGUGGGGGCAUGCUUCAGGUUGUUACAGUGGACUGCGGCCUUUGUUUACUGUGGAGCCACCUCGGCCUGGUAUGCCUCAGAAGAUAGUUAGCUUAGUUUGGAUUUGUAUAAAGUUCUGUGAGUUCUCGUGCUCUUUAUUAGGCAUUGCUGUGUUGGGUCCAUGAUCCUAACUUUAGUGUAUUUACUGGCUAUUGUUAAGUUCUUGAGUUUCUAGCGCUUUAGGCUUAAUUAGGCUUAAAGGGUAGUAUCCAGGCCUACUUUAGAAUAUGGUGUUGCAGCCAUUUUGUGUAGUUUUGCCCCCUUGUGUUAGCUGUGUGCUCUAUUGGACCUAUUUUGUGUUUUUGGUGCAUGUAAAUAAGCAGCAGUGGUUGCUUUGUGUAAAGCCUUAUUUGUGUCUAGCUGUUGUGAAAUAAUGGUGACUUUUGAGGGUUUUUGAGAAUCGCCUAGUGAAGAGCUGCUUGAAAACUUCACUAAAUAAACAACUUCAGCUGGCAUCUAGUUAUCAAACUUUCGAGCUUUUUAAAAACAAAAAAAAUCAAGCAGGUCAUCAGCAGAUAGCAACAUCUUAUUACAACAGAGUCAAAUAGUCAUAUCGCAUUCCAGACAGCUGUUAACCCAGUUUGCCCAGUAUUGAGUGUUCGCAACAAAAUUGCAGCUGAAAUUGUCAAAUGGAAACAUCAGCAAGCCUACAUAAAUAUAUAAAGCCAAUAUUUCAGCUGAUGUUUUGCUUGUGUUCAUUCAAGAAACAAGGUGGGUUGAACGUCGACAGCUAACUAUUAGCACCCUUGCCAGCAACCAGAAGUAAUCUCUGCUAAUUUAGCCAAUAGAAACUAAGUAAAUUCUACACAUUUCCACAAUUGAAUGCAGUACAAGCCAGAAAACAAGAAAAACAAGACAAGGUUCUCAGUCAGAACUCAAUGUGUUAGUCAGCAACAAGUAAAUCAAGUUAGUCAGAACCUAAAGCAAAUUACUCUAUACUGGUUUGAAGGGGGUGGUAAGCAGGCAUUUCUUUAUACCCAUACAGCAGCUCCACUUUUCCAGAGCAUACGCCCCCCUCAGUACUUUUGCCUUUUGCUCCACCCCUUGCCCUGCUGUGCCCACCCCUACUGGCACACAGUGCAGAAUGCAGAGUGGAGUUUAUUUUCCUCUUGAUAUGAGCCUGACAUGACAGGAGAGAGUCACCAUCAGAGUUUGGCCUCCUUUCCUCUUUAGCCUCCUCUCGUCCAUGACCUUUGACUGCCGUUGGGCCCAUUCCAACUUCUGCGCCGCUGCCGUGCUGUCGCCAUCUCCAUGGACUAUGAUGAGGUCACCUCUUUCCUCGGAGAGUGGGGAGCUUUCCAGAAAGCCGUGUUCCUCUUGCUCAGCCUGAGCACGGUGCCCAAUGGCUACGCGGGAAUGGCAAUGGUCUUCCUUGGGGACACGCCGGGCCACCGCUGCCAGCUCCCCUUCCUCAACGCCAGCCAUCACCACAACCUGAGCCAGGCACUGCCCCUGGAGGAGUGGGCCGGAGGAGGGGGAGAGCAGGCUUUCAGCAGGUGUCAGCGCUACAGGCGGGCGAAUGGCACGGGGCCAGGUUUCAGCAACGACACGGAGGGCUGUCUGGAUGGCUGGCACUUUGGCAGCGAGCAGUACAAGUCCACGAUAGUGACCGAGUGGAGUCUUGUGUGCGGAGACUCCUGGAAGGUGCCAUUCAGCCUGUCUGUAUUUUUCAUGGGUGUUCUGAGUGGCUCAUUUGUGUCUGGCCAGAUCUCCGACAGAUUUGGUCGUAAGGUGACACUGUUCGUUACCAUGGCGGUGCAGACCGUCUUCAGUCUCGUGCAGGUGAUGUCUGUCAGCUGGGUGAUGUUCUGUGUCCUCUACUUCAUCGUUGGCCUGGGUCAGAUCUCCAACUAUGUUGCUGCCUUCGUCUUAGGCUCAGAGUUGCUGGGGAAGUCUACCCGGGUGACCUUCUCUACCCUGGGUGUGUGCGUGUUUUAUGCUAUUGGCUACGCUUUGCUCCCGCUCCUUGCAUACUUCAUUAGAAGCUGGAGAGUGCUGCUGGCGGCGCUUUCAUUACCAGGGCUCCUCUACAUUCCCCUCUGGUGGCUGAUUCCAGAGUCUCCGCGUUGGUUGCUAGCCCAGGGCCGCAUCGACGAGGCAGAGGCAAUUGUACGAGCCAUAGCCAGGAAAAAUGGAGUAACUGCACCAGCAGUCAUAUUCAAGGAUUAUCAACUGCAAGAGGUUACUGACCAGUCACACAAUGCAACAAACACAUACAUGGACCUCGUCAGAUUCUCCACGAUCAGGAACAUAACCUUCCUCCAUGCUUCUGUGUGGAGUAAACUACUCAUACUACUGCAUAUGAUAUGUAGAUAUGGCAACAGCUUACACCAUAGUCGAUGCUCAAAUCUCCAUUGCCAUCGUCAUCAUUUUUUUCACUGCUCACACAUUCCAUUUAGGUUCAUCAUCAGCAUCAGCUACUUCGGCUUGUCCUUGAGUACCCCUAACAUGAAUGGAGACCCCUACCUUAACUGCUUCCUCUCAGCCCUGGUGGAGAUUCUGGCCUACUUUGCAGCCUGGCUCCUCCUCAAAUGGGUCCCCCGGCGAGCCGUCCUCACAGUCCCGAUGCUCACGGGGGGUCUGGUGCUGUGUCUUAUCCACUUCGUGCCUCCAGACUACAGCGUUUUGAGCAUGUCUCUGGCCAUGGCUGCCAAGUUUGGUGUCACGACUGCUUUGUCAGUUCUCUACAUCUCGGCCGUGGAGAUGUUCCCCACUGUGGUGCGAGGGAUGGGCAUAGGGAUGUGCUCCAUGGCCUCCAAGAUAGGGAGCACCAUCGCUCCCUUCUUCCCUUUUCUAGAUAUCUAUGACAAAAAGCUUCCGUACAUCUUAAUGGGCCUGCUGACACUGGUGGCUGGUCUGCUGAGCACCCUUAUGCCUGAGACACGAGGAGCUCCCCUCCCACAGCAACUCUCCGAAGUGCCGACCCUGAACUGGUUUUGUACUAAAUGUAAAGUACCUGCCAAACAGAAGCACCCUGAAGAAGAUGGAGGUCUCUAAGGGUGGCACACUCAGUGCCUAUAAAUGACUGCAAAUAGAUGGGGUCUAUCUAACAAGAUCAGACUAUUUAAUUGUCAAACCCCAGAAGAAUUCCACAGGAAAUGUAAAUGGCAGUGGCACCAGAGUUAAUAUGGCCUAUGGGAGACCAUUGUACGAUGUAACAUAUUUUCUUAUAACAUACUGUGGCGUGCAGUGGGAGUGUGUGUUAUGUGAGUGUAUUCCCUUCAUGUCCCUGUCAUGUGAUGUGUCCCAAUGUUAAUAGUAUAGAAUGUAUUUGUCUUAAGAGUUACGUUUUUUACUGUUCUGUUUUGCAAUGUCUGGUGUUUCCCUCUUGUGUUAUUGUCAGCGUGUAUUUGUAGCGAUGUAGAGCCAGUGGGAUUUGUUAAUGCCCUGUGUUGAGGGUCUUUUCCCACCCUGAGUCUGUAAAGUGUGUCCGCGUAAGAGAACCCCGCUUCCAUAUGCCAUUUUGUUCUUGAAUGGUUCUGCCUGUUUUGAUAAAUGGCAAGAACACCAAAAA
Clupea harengus (Atlantic herring) is the source of this 3946-nucleotide messenger RNA. RefSeq names its product solute carrier family 22 member 4-like. The record is from RefSeq and is a predicted model, not a curated record. The transcript has 10 exons. Gene Ontology annotation, biological process: transmembrane transport. Gene Ontology annotation, molecular function: transmembrane transporter activity. Gene Ontology annotation, cellular component: membrane. The coding region runs from base 1684 to 3429 and encodes 581 amino acids. NCBI's taxonomy places the organism in Eukaryota, Metazoa, Chordata, Actinopteri, Clupeiformes, Clupeidae.